This is a messenger RNA of Exophiala xenobiotica, 1497 nucleotides long. RefSeq lists its product as uncharacterized. The transcript is spliced from 2 exons. Lineage: Eukaryota; Fungi; Ascomycota; Eurotiomycetes; Chaetothyriales; Herpotrichiellaceae. Bases 1 to 1497 code for a protein of 498 amino acids. The record is from RefSeq and is a predicted model, not a curated record.
AUGGCUGGUCUGGCCAGUAAGCGACCUGGUGCCUCCUUCACUUUGCCUCCGGGCUAUGCCUGGGAGAGUGAUGUCAUAAAAGAGGAGGAUGCUCAUCACAAAGAGCUUGCUAACAAUGCUCCAACCAUCUUGCACGGCCGGACCUUAGUCUUUGACAUGCCAAAGCCACUGGGCUGGGAGACACUGAAAGAAGAACAAAAGUCUCAAAAGAGACGGGAAUAUCUUUGCGAACGAUAUGGGCAGCUUUGCUUUGUUUUCGAGGAAGACCGUCCGCAGCUACGAAAUCCCGCUGGCAGGAUACUGAUCCGGGAAAACCAGUAUUACGCGCUCUUCGAAGCAUGGUAUGCCAAGAACCUCGAGCCCCAGUAUCAUGCUACAAUGAGUCUGCUCGAGCAUGGAAUGAAAAUGGAGCUCCAAGAUUUCCUCAACCUUCAUCAAUCUCUCAAGCAAGAUGUGGCAUAUGGGUAUGGACAAGCGAGACUCGAGGAAAGCGGGACUAGCCAUGCUCGAGCGCACAUACCCUUUCCACCCAACAUCAAAACUACCGCAGUCGCGAGCUCUACGAUCCUUCAUGAUGUCCAUGUCCCUCACAAGCCCCAGAACAAUCCGAUGAGCCUUAACAAGAAGGGGACGAUUGGGCCUGACGUUUCUUUGGACACUGCUUUCGACAUUGCUCGACGAGCGUUUUUAUCAAGGAAGACAACUGCCCCUUCGCUGAAACGCAAAGCCGAUGGCGAACUAGCCACGGUUGAGCCAAAGAAACCCAAACUUGGAAACGGUGAAGAAGAACCUGCCUGGAAAGCUAGAAUCAAGUUGCCGCAGGAGGCCGCUUUGAACCAUCGUGUAUAUGGACACGAGCCGCACCAACGUGCAGGCACACCUGGCAACCAAGGUCCUCAACAAGUCAACACCACACACCUUGCUUCCGCUGGGACUCAGCAGCUUUUGCGACGCGAUGCAAGGCCUUUUACAACGAUUGGGAGAAGCGCUUUCGGAGUGCGCUUACAGCACCAAAUGAGGGCACUCUCUCCAUCUCAGCUGUCACAUCGACAAAAGAGAUUAUGUACUAUUUAUGGCCAGGGCCUCAAGGACGCGAGAGAGGUUGAAAAUCGUCAAGAAAACGACUUCAGACGGGCUUUCCGCGAGAGACUCGGCAACUUCUGUAUACUUGCUGCCCGGUAUCACGACAACAACGGAAAUGCGUAUACCCGUACCAGAAUUGCAAUGAAACUGGCUUCAGACAUCGGUGUCGACCUCAAGACUCAAGCUGAUUUAGAUUGGGCUGAGCUCGGCAAUUGGUACCACAUUUUCUGUCGGUUUAUGGAAAACGCUGUUUAUGGAAUAUAUCGCAGAGGGGAAGCUAUUGGAAGGCCGUUGGACAAGGAUGUGGAGGCUAGAUUCGAAGUCUUCCGUUCAUUGCCCCCUUUAAUGUGGCCAAGGUUCUGCAACGCAAUGGAAUCUAUCGAGGGUCAGAUUCAGGGAAGGAAGGUGUUUUAG